AAGAUAGUGAUUAUUGGCGUGCACAGCUUCUUACCCACCAAAUUUGUCAAGUCUAUGAUUGGACAAACCACAGGGAACUCCAUCAGAGUGGUGGAUGCCGCUACAAAAGCCGUGGAAGCUUGGGUACGAAGCGACACUGAACCAGGAUUUGAAAGCAUGUACCACAUAGAAACAAUUGCAUUGGAAGGUCAAGGGACCGUGUCUGAGAGAGUAGAACGUUCUGCAGCUUUACUUAACAAUUGGGCAGACCUUAUUCAUGAGUGUGAUUUCCUAUACGUGGUGGGCCACUCACAUGGUGCCAUUGUAGCCAUUGAACUAUUAGCAUAUCUCCUUCGUUCUGAGUCUCCAAUCUCGAUAUCUGGCAGCAAAGUGGGCCUUUUAAGCAUGGCUGGCCCUAUAAACGGACCCAUUUCCCAAUUGGAAACUAAAAUCGUCGUACGAGCAUAUACCCAACGGGAGAACGAAGUUUUAAGCGAGCUCGUCCAACUUCUGAAACCAGAAUCUGCUGAACUGGAAAGACUUCAGCAGGCCCUCAAUACCCUCGUCACUCAUAAUGUCAAGGUGACACUAGCAGCAUCUACCACAGACCAGCUUGUUCCUAUUGACUCGGCGUUGGCUACUACUUGGUAUCAUCCCAAUAUCUACAGGUGUGUGUACAUAGAUGAUGGGCCAAUUUCCAUACCUCCAUUUGUGGCAUCACUAUGGAAUCUUGUCCUUGUUGCCCGUAAUAUCGGGCAUCUUGAACAUGGCAUAGCAAAAGAUCUCUCAGAACGGUGUGUUGGACGUCCUCCAGGAGGAGGGCAUAAUCGGAUUGUUUCUCAAGCAGGAGUACAUGAAACGGCUCUCCGGUUUGCAUUAGAAACCACGAACUUGAGUCGCCAACGAGACCUUAUGGUCAUUCCAUCAGCCUACGAUGGGCAGACGUCUCUCUACAAGCUUCCAUGGACAGUACGAGAACUAGUUCAUGAUGUCCUCCAGACAAAGCAUAUCACGGCGUUUAAGUUGGUGGAGGAACUUGUUUCGAGUUUCCAGACUUGGGAAGAUGUUGGGAAGCAAUGGAAAGACUUCAAGUUCGCCUUGGAAGCCAUUGACAAUGCUGACGGUGAGGAACUCUUGACAUAG
Molecule: messenger RNA, 1122 nt
Organism: Yamadazyma tenuis ATCC 10573
Lineage: Eukaryota; Fungi; Ascomycota; Pichiomycetes; Serinales; Debaryomycetaceae
Source: RefSeq, a predicted model, not a curated record